Molecule: messenger RNA, 2769 nt
Organism: Acipenser ruthenus (sterlet)
Lineage: Eukaryota; Metazoa; Chordata; Actinopteri; Acipenseriformes; Acipenseridae
Gene: klhl7
Product: kelch-like family member 7
Exons: 11
Coding region: 483-2243 (586 amino acids)
Biological process (GO): protein ubiquitination
Cellular component (GO): Cul3-RING ubiquitin ligase complex
Molecular function (GO): protein binding
Source: RefSeq, a predicted model, not a curated record
AAUGUCUUCAGCUGUAGUCUCGUGAAGCAUUAUGGGACCAAACCGUAGGAAACAAAUAAAAACUCUGUAACUGGUUCUUAUCGUUAUAAUUAGUGCUAUCAUUAAGCUAUGAAAGCGUGAGAUGUCCAUGCCGAUCCACAUUAUUCGUAGCAGGUUGAGUGUUGCGUUUUCUUAUCUGGAGUGGAGCUGGUCCAAGUAUUCUCUUUGUAGUGUCACAACAACAACAGAAAUCGGACUAUUUGUUCUCUGACUCGCGCCUAAAAGUAUUAUUAUAAUUAUACAGUUUGCAGUUCCUUUGAAAACAUAAAUAAAUGAAUGAUCAUUAAAGAGAGGCUCGGAAGCAGGCCAUCCGAUGCUAUUGUGUUACUAUGUCUAGUACUAGAUGUGCUUGAAAAAAUAAACUGGUGUACCCAUCUGCUAACAACACUGUUCCAGACUAGAGCGGGAUUCAUGAGUUAAUUGUCUAGUUAGAUUAGACAAGGAUGGCAUCUACAGGGGCAGAGAAAUCUACCAAGAAGAAAACUGAGAAAAAAUUUGCUGCCAAAGAGGAAGCUAAACUGCUGGCGAGUUUUAUGGGGAUCAUGAACAAUUUGCGAAAGCAGAAAGCACUGUGUGAUGUGAUAUUAGUGGUGUCUGCAAGAAAGAUCCCAGCCCAUAGAGUCGUCCUUGCAGCUGCCAGUCAGGUUUUUAACCUGAUGUUUACUUCAAACAUGCUGGAAUCAAAGGCAUAUGAAGUGGAACUUAAGGAUGCAGAACCUGACAUCAUUGAAUUGUUAGUGGAAUUUGCCUACACAGCAAGGAUCUCUGUCAACAGCAACAAUGUCCAGUCUCUAUUGGACGCAGCAAACCAGUACCAAAUUGAACCGGUUAAGAAGAUGUGUGUCGAUUUCCUCAAAGAGCAAGUGGAUGCAACUAACUGUCUUGGUAUUAGUGUGCUGGCGGAGUGCCUUGACUGCCCUGAGUUGAAAGCCACUGCUGAUGACUUCAUUUUCCAGCAUUUCACUGAGGUGUACAAGACCGACGAGUUCCUGCAGCUGGAUGUGAAAAGAGUCACCCAGCUGCUGCACCAGGAUGCCUUAACUGUCCGCGUAGAGGAUCAGGUGUAUGACGCAGCAGUCAGGUGGAUCAAAUACGACGAGCCAAACCGACAGCAGCACAUGGUGGAUAUUCUGGCCAAGGUCCGCUUUCCUCUCGUGUCAAAGAACUUCCUGAGCAAAACCGUGCAGGCUGAGCCGCUGAUACAGGACAACCCACAGUGCCUCAAGAUGGUUAUCAGUGGAAUGCGUUACCACCUCCUUUCACCAGAGGACCGUGAGGAGCUGGGUGAGAGCAGCCGGCCAAGAAGAAAGAAACACGACUACCGCAUUGCACUCUUCGGCGGUUCCCAGCAGCAGUCCUGCCGCUACUUCAACCCCAAAGAUUACAGUUGGACGGAUAUUCGCUGCCCUUUUGAAAAGCGGCGGGAUGCAGCCUCAGUGUUCUGGGACAACGUUGUCUAUAUUCUGGGUGGCUCGCAGCUUUUCCCCAUCAAACGCAUGGACUGCUACAAUGUGGUGAAGGACAGCUGGUAUUCCAAGCUGGGCCCACCCACUCCUCGAGAUAGUCUCGCCGCAUGUGCAGCCAAGGGCAAAAUAUACACUUCUGGGGGCUCCGAAGUCGGGAACCCUGCCCUGUACCUUUUUGAAUGCUACGACACAAGAACAGAGAGCUGGCUGUCCAAGCCCGCCAUGUUGAUCCCACGCUGCAGCCACGGCAUGGUGGAGGCCAACGGGCAGAUCUACCUGUGUGGUGGGAGUCUGGGCAACAAUGUCUCCGGGAGGGUAUUAAACUCCUGUGAGGUCUAUGACCCGUCAACUGAGAAAUGGACUGAACUGUGCCCAAUGAUAGAAGCCAGAAAGAAUCACGGGCUUGUCUGUGUAAAUGACAGAAUCUAUGCUGUUGGAGGGCAGAAUGGAAUGGGGGGCUUGGACUCUGUGGAAUACUACGACAUUAAGACUGGCAAGUGGAAAAUGGUGUCUGACAUGCCUUGGAAAGGGGUCACGGUGAAGUGUGCUGCAGUGGGGUCCAUCAUUUACGUCUUGGCUGGUUUCCAAGGGGUGGGUCGACUGGGACACAUUUUAGAAUAUCACACAGAAGCGGAUAAAUGGGUCGCAAACAAUAAAGUGCGGGCGUUCCCUGUAACCAGCUGCCUUAUAUGUGUGGUGGACACCUGUGGAGCAAACGAAGAGACGCAUGAUGAAUAAACCAUUGUCUGCAUAGAUGAUAUAAUAGCAACUCCUUCAUCUUCAGGACUAAAUGCAUACGCUUCCUGUGAUGGGGGAUUGGAAACAGUUUUAUUUUAUUUGGUUGUAUUCAUAAAGUAGCAAAUCGAUCAUGCAAAGGUUUUUUUGUAAAUGCAUCUUGGGCUGUACUACUGUUACUGGUAUAGGACUUUGUUUGUAGCAUUAUUCUACAUGUAUUACAGUUCUAUAAUGAACUGUUUUUGCUUAAUGGUGGGGUGAUUCUAUCUCUUGGCAUCUUUUUGUAAAACAAUUGUGGUAAUUAUUUGUUUACGUUCAGUUGUGAGUGCUUUUUUUAAUUUUUCAAUAUUUGCACUAGAAUUCUGUUCCUAAUAAAUGUUGACUGAUUUUACUUGCAUAACAGAAUAACAUCUCUGUUUUGAUGUGAUGGUGCAGUUGUUUUUGUCUCAAACUUUAUGUAACUUCACAAAGUAAAGUAUUUGAAAAUGUUAUGGGCCAACCCCAAUCGAAUAAAGUAUACUGUACACUA